Strigops habroptila (Kakapo) is the source of this 1485-nucleotide messenger RNA. RefSeq names its product LysM domain containing 2 (gene LYSMD2). The transcript is spliced from 3 exons. The record is from RefSeq and is a predicted model, not a curated record. NCBI's taxonomy places the organism in Eukaryota, Metazoa, Chordata, Aves, Psittaciformes, Psittacidae. Bases 186 to 773 code for a protein of 195 amino acids.
GCGGCGCCAGGGGGCAUGCGCGCUGCCCCCGCGCAUGCGCCUCUCCCGCUGCCGGUGGCCGCGAGCCCCGCCGAGCCUUCCGCCGUGUCCGCCGCUGGGCGGGCGGUGCCGGAGGCGGGGGGUUGCGCCAUGCCCAGGGCGGCGGAGCAGGCGCGGAGCCGCGGUCGCUGAGGCGCGGCGGGAGCAUGGCCGAGUCGCUGCGGGAGGAGCCGCCGGGCGGGCCGGAGUCGGAGGCCGAGCUGUCGCAGCGGCUGGCCCGCACCAAGGCCCGCUCGUACGGCAGCACGGCGAGCGUGGCGGCGCCGCUGGCCGAGCGCUACGUGGAGCAUCGGCUCAGCGCCGGCGACACGCUGCAGGGCAUCGCCCUCAAGUACGGCGUCACGAUGGAACAAAUAAAGAGGGCAAAUAAACUGUUCACUAAUGACUGUAUAUUUCUGAGGAAAACUCUGAAUAUUCCUGUUAUAUCAGAGAAACCAUUACUGUUCAAUGGACUUAAUUCACUGGAGUCUCCCGAGAAUGAAACUGUUGCCAGCUCCCCUUCUUGUGAGGAAGGACUAAUGACAGUUCAGGAAGAAAGUAGUUCUUCUCCCAGUCCUCAAGAGCCUGACAAUCAGCCCACUGCACCAGAAGAACUAUCUGCCAAAGAUUUCCUACAGAGAUUGGACUUGCAGAUAAAGUUAUCAAAACAAGCAGCCAGAAAACUAAAAGAUGACAAUGUCAGAGAGGAGGAGAAUGAGGAAGGCCCCUAUGCAACUUCUUCAUAUCAUCAGUAGAAGACAGAUGUGAUGGCCUGAAAACUUUCCAUGAAAUCAGUUCUUAAAGAACUAAAUGGUCAAUAGCUCAAAACCCAAGUCUUUUGGACUCAUCGUCUUGAUGUACUUAAAACAAGUCAUGAAUGGGUAAUUGCACUGAAAUUAUGACCUCUUCUGCCUUCCAUAGGUUAACGUCCUUAUGCUAUAUCAACAAAGGGUUUAAGCCUUCCAAAACUAGCAAUGGCCUUUAUACCCCUUCUGUGCAAACUGUAGCAUGGUAGCAACAAUAUAUCCUUGAGGUCACCUUUAUGCAGGAUGUUGAUCUUUAGUAAAGAUUUUGUAAAUACUGGUUAUAGUGAAAUUUGUUUUAAGUAUUUAAAAAAUAUUGAAUAAGUUUGCUUGUAAAUGACAAACUAUGGAAGUAAUUGAAAUUGACUUACUCUGCAAAUACAGGCAAGUUUGCUGUGGAAGUUUUGUUUACUUCAGGGCUGCAGAACUUGCCUCUGAAUUCUGUGUGUGGUGAUGAUGUAUUCCUAGAAAGGGGAAUUCAACUCAUUUUGAGUAGUUAAAGCCUUUGUGGUUAAACAACUGUUUGCAAAUUGGAUUUCUGCUAAUAAAAGGGAAGAGCUCCAGCAAGAGACUUUUCUUUGUGAGAUAUGGCAUUGGAAUACAAGAUGUGUGUUCUUGUAUGCAACUAUAUUUUGUGUUGUUUUAAUAAAUACAGAUAUACUGA